ACAUCAGCCGACCAGGGGCAGUCAAAAUGAGUGACAAUACUACUUUGGCUCCUCCAGCUGCAAGCCAAGCUCCUGCCACCCCACGCAAAGGGCCUCCCAAGUUCAAGCAGAGACAGACUCGCCAAUUCAAGAGCAAACCUCCUAAAAAGGGUGUGAAAGGGUUUGGAGAUGACAUUCCAGGCAUGGAGGGACUAGGAACAGAUAUCACGGUGAUUUGUCCAUGGGAGGCGUUCAGCCACCUGGAACUGCAUGAGCUUGCCCAGUUCGGGAUUAUCUAAAGCACCAGGGGUUCUGCCAACGCUCAGCAACAUCUGCUGUAAAAUUGACUGCUUUUGCUCUAUUGUUCUG
Messenger RNA from Urocitellus parryii (Arctic ground squirrel), 348 nucleotides. It is a transcript of the gene Pde6h, whose product is annotated as phosphodiesterase 6H. Gene Ontology annotation, biological process: visual perception; positive regulation of epidermal growth factor receptor signaling pathway; positive regulation of G protein-coupled receptor signaling pathway. The record is from RefSeq and is a predicted model, not a curated record. Gene Ontology annotation, molecular function: cGMP binding; 3',5'-cyclic-nucleotide phosphodiesterase activity. Lineage: Eukaryota; Metazoa; Chordata; Mammalia; Rodentia; Sciuridae. Gene Ontology annotation, cellular component: photoreceptor outer segment membrane.